AGACAGGAGGAUUAAAAAAAACUUUUAAGAAGUACAACUUUCUGGCAGCUCCCACAUGGAGCCAAAGUCUUCUGCUGAUUUCAGUGGAGUUCCUGCCUGGGGGUAUGGAGGAACGAUACCUGCACACGUCAGCACUCAACCGUGCCACACCAGCACUGUCAGAAAAAAAAGCAACGUUCGCCUCAAUGACCAACUCGUACCAAAACCAACUGAUGUAAAUUUAUUCGAGAGAAUGAUAAAGACUACUACGCUGAAAGAGCAUCCUUAUUCAUCGCACAUUUCUCGGUUUGCCAUGUUCCCCUCGUUCCUCUCCCCGGAUGACCCGGAGAGGGGAGUCAGAGCGGCUUCACAGAGUUUCAAAAACCCUCUUAUUCCAAACAAACCUCCUGACGUCACUUUGCUCAGCAAAACUAUAGGAGGUCCAUACCGACAUGAAAUCUUGGAAAACCCCAUUAAAUCUAGGAAAACUGACGUUUCAUGGAAAGGAGAAAAUGGAUUUUUGGAUCAUUCAAAACCGGCAAAAGGGAAGAAACAGAUUUUCUACCCAGCUCCUCCGAAAACAAUACUGCCCAACCCAAAACUCCGACACUGGGAUCUGUCAUUAUCAGAGCGCACAAGCAACAUUCUGAGAAACCUGGAGAGGAAACUCUGGAUCACGUCUUACCAGAUGGACUUUACUGGAUCAGGGCCUGCAAACCCUUUAAAUACAGAUGAUUUUAAGGAGAAAAUAAGUUCUCUUACUGGGAUUAAUUCACACUCCGCACCUCUGAGAGAAUCGUCCUGUCCUGUGUUUGUUCCAUCAAAACCCAAAGGAGGACGUAGACGAAGACUGCAGACAAAACAGAGUGACAGUCCCAAUUUUGCUGGUCUCCAAAUGUCAAAUGUAAAUCAAAGCACUGCUCCAUCUUACAUAUACCAAAACCAGCCCCAAGAGCUUAUGGCUAAUUAUAGCAAAGCGACAGAUAUGAGCCAAAUGGGUCACAGUCAAUCAGAGUCCAAAACUGGCUUAAUAGAUGUGCAGCAUACUGAUCCAUCUCUGGAGAUCUUACAGCAAAGGGCUGUUGAUCAUGGCAGAGAAAGGGAAAACCGCAAAAUUCGAUUCAACGAAAGUCUAAUGCAAGAAUCUGAAUCAAAAAGCAGCAAAGGUGCUACCGUUCACCUCUCAAAUACACAACAAUUUAACCUGAGCAGAGAGUCUUCUUUCCAACGAGAGGCAAAAGUGAAGACAGAGACAAACUCAAUGGAGGAGCUGCAAAAAGAAGAUCCACAAAUCAAAAAGCAGCCUCUCAGAGUUGGAAAUCCACUCAGGUCUGAAUUACACGAUGCAUUAUCAAAUAAAGAGGAUAAGAAGACAAAUGGCAGUGAGCUGCUAAGCUCUCUUCCUAAUGUCUCAAUCCUGCCGCGGCGUUCUGUCUUUUUGGGUAUUCCUACAAACAGCUUUGAGACUGCAGGUAGGACAGGCACAAACCUCACCCUUCUAGACCUCCAAAACUCAUUCAGUAAGUCAGAGGCACAUCAAAGAUUCAACAACUCCAUCACACAUGCUGCUGUGGACCUGAGGGACAAUGUAGUCACAGGGAAAAGACACAACUUUUAUGGGAUUAACUGCAACCAUAUCCAUGGGUGAAUAUGAACUUUGACUUUCCAGCUAAAUAAUGUUUUCAAAUGGACUUCAACUGCCAGCAACUCACUCAGUCACAAAAUUUUUUGUGAG
Messenger RNA from Gambusia affinis (western mosquitofish), 1714 nucleotides. RefSeq lists its product as uncharacterized. NCBI's taxonomy places the organism in Eukaryota, Metazoa, Chordata, Actinopteri, Cyprinodontiformes, Poeciliidae. The transcript is spliced from 9 exons. The record is from RefSeq and is a predicted model, not a curated record. Gene Ontology annotation, cellular component: centrosome. The coding region runs from base 56 to 1627 and encodes 523 amino acids.